Molecule: messenger RNA, 1083 nt
Organism: Cornus florida
Lineage: Eukaryota; Viridiplantae; Streptophyta; Magnoliopsida; Cornales; Cornaceae
Product: tetraspanin-19
Exons: 6
Coding region: 202-846 (214 amino acids)
Cellular component (GO): membrane
Source: RefSeq, a predicted model, not a curated record
AAAAAAACGAGUAAUAAGGAUGCAAAAUUAAUAAAGUCACCUAAUUUUCUCUCAAUCUGGAGUUGAGUAUGAUCCAAAAACACGCUGUCAGAUUCAUCCCUAAUUCUGUGUAUAUCUUUUAGGGUUAGGUUGUAUCUGCAUUCGUAUCUGAUUAAUCAUAGGAGUAGUAUAUAUCGAUUGGGGUUUUGGGUUAGGUCGGCAAUGGCGAGAAUGGUUCGGAGCUGCAUACAGUCGUUGCUGAAGCUGAUAAAUUCGAUGAUUGGGAUGGUUGGGAUAGCAAUGAUUUUGUAUGCUUUGUGGAUGAUUAGGGUUUGGCAUGGACACAUGGAUGAUUCGCCCUUUGAUGCUCCAGCCCCAUGGUUCAUCUACACUUUUCUUGGCCUCGGGGUCACUUUGUGUGUGAUCACACUCUCAGGUCAUGUUGCUGCAGAGACUGCUAAUGGUUGCUGCCUUUAUUGUUAUAUGGUGUUUGUCUUUUUGCUUUUCAUGCUGGAAGCUGCUGUGACUGCAGAUGUAUUUUUGAACGACAACUGGGAGGAGGACUUUCCAGAGGAUUCAACUGGAAAUUUGGAAGAUUUCAAAGAUUUUGUCAAGGCCAACUUUGAGAUGUGCAAAUGGAUAGGCUUGUCAAUUGUGUCUGUACAGGGACUAUGUAUGUUAUUGGCUAUGAUUCUGAAAGCACUAGGGCCACACUCUGAAAGAUCCUAUGACAGUGAUGAUGAUUAUACUCCAGACAGAGUUCCACUCUUGAAGAAUUAUGUACCCACUCCUUAUGUUGUUGGUGACCCUGUCUAUGGGACCAAGAAUGCUUCGUAUGUGAGGAUUAAUGAUAAGACAAACAGAUAAGAGGAUUUGAUCAGUGACAGCCUUCGUAUUAUAUGGAUGAUAAGGAAGUGCAGAGGAAGAAAUGUAUAUGAUCUAUCAACAAUCCUUACAAGCUUAUGAGGUUGGAGAUGGAAAAUUGGCAGGCGUAGAAAGGUUGGUAGGAUUUUUGUAAACACGUGGAAUAAACUAUAGAAUUCUCUGUUACUAUACUGGAUUCUCAAAGUUUGCAAUAGCAACCAUGCUGGACAUUUUUUCGUA